AUGCGACGAAUCGUCUACCGUACCUUCGGACAGGGUGUUCUGGAUGAGAAGCAGCAACAGUUCGGUGGCAGCAGGCCAAAGCUGCAUGAUCACAUAGCUGACGGACGACGGCAGCACCAAUUGCGGUUGGGCUUCUUGGCACAGAGGCCAGUCGAGUUGAACAAACAAACGAACGAACGAACACAGCGACAAGACGGCGACUUGUCGGUCUGGUGCACGCGGCUCGACUUGACUCGGCUCGGCUCGGUUCGGCUCGUUUAUGGCUGUAGCAAGAUGGUGAACGAGUGA
Messenger RNA from Soboliphyme baturini, 288 nucleotides. The record is from the annotation of a GenBank genome assembly. Lineage: Eukaryota; Metazoa; Nematoda; Enoplea; Dioctophymatida; Soboliphymatidae.